AUGGCACUCACACUGCAUUUUUUUCCGAGCUGCAGGAGGCGGGAGGAGCGGGGGACACUGGCCUCCCAGCCAAUCAGAGCCCGCCUGCUUGCCAUCGCAAAGUUGUUAACCCCAGAGUCUUCUAAGGCUGCCUCGGCCUCCUCUGCUUUUAAUCUUCCGCGGAUAUUUCUCCGAUUUCUCCCAAACGCCUACAGAUCCUGGAGAAGCCACCGCGAGCAGCCACCGAUCAGGGAAGAAAGUAUGACUUUUUAUUUACCCAAUAUUGUGAAGAUGUUGGAAGAUCCGUGUGCCGCCUGGAGGCUGUUGUUUCUAGGGACACAAGUGUCCAGCCUAUAUUGUUACAAUUCUUUUUCCAGAACUGGCUUCUUCUUCGCCUCCGCUGAUGGCACCGCUCAGCCCGGGGCUCCUUCAGCUCGCGCCUCACCUCCCCGGAGCGAGUUCUCCGCCCACGUUGUCCUGCGGCAAUCGCGGUUGCUGCGGCUCCGGGCACCUCCUCAUCGAUCGCCGCCUGGAAGAGUCAUCUGGCUUCUCCCAGCCUCCUCCGCUCUCCUCCUGGCCCUUCCGCCUCUGCUGUCUUCUAGAUGUUGCUGUUCCCCGCGGUUCCACCCCCAGCCCCUCUCCUCGUUCCGGGAAGCGUUCUUCACACCCAGAACCACACUCCUCGGCUUUGAAACCAUUCACUUGCCCUUCGCAUCUCUGGAAGAGGGGAGGAACCGGACCCAGAGUGCUUAUCUCAGCAGUCAGCACAACGUUACUCAAAGGGUCAUAAAGAAGAAUACAUGUAGUGAAAGUAAAAGCUUUACUUCGCUAAUAUUACGUUUCAGCUGAAUAUAGAAGUAAGUGCCUUCCUUGGGUCAUAGGAGCAAAGGCAGUUCACACAGUCUCUCCUGAAUGCCUUCUUCCCUGUCAAGGUUUCUUUGUCCACCCCCCACUGGUAACUUUGACUUCAACCUUUCAACAUAAAUCUCUACUUCACUAAGCAGCUUUCUUUCUUGUUCCUCUAAGUUUCAUCCCUUCACCCCUCAUGUACCAUUUAUACCAUAGUGAUCUGUGUAACACUCAAGUAGUAUGUUUCAUACGCUCAAGAUUGUAGGGCACCUAAAGGUUCCUACAUUUCCCUCUCUCCUCCCUCUCGUUUUUCUCCUUCUGCACCUUACAACAUUGGACCUAUACGUAGGCUACAGACAGUGUCUGUCAGCAAGUGCUAGUCACUGGGUUAAAUAAGGCAACAGUAAUUUAAGGGCCUUCCCUGGCGG
Kogia breviceps (pygmy sperm whale) is the source of this 1256-nucleotide messenger RNA. The record is from RefSeq and is a predicted model, not a curated record. NCBI's taxonomy places the organism in Eukaryota, Metazoa, Chordata, Mammalia, Artiodactyla, Physeteridae.